AGUUUUCCUCAAACAGCGCAGAAACAAAGCGCCGAGCUGCGGCUGAACUUCACGGCAGGAAACUUUAUUCCUCUGCGAACUGGUAGAAAACCAAACGCUCCAUCAUGGCCAUGGACGAGGUUUACUCCCCCACGACGGCUCCCAACCCAAAAACCUCCUGGUUACUGGUUCCUUCGGAGCACCUGGAUAAACCCCGCUUCAUCCUAAAAGUUCUUGAAGUGCUGCUGUCCUGCGUGGCCUUCGCCCUGGAGGAGACCGUCAGCAGCUGCAUUUCCUGCUCGCCGCUCUACUUCUUCGAGUUCGUCAGCUGCACGGCCUUCCUCUUCACCCUGCUGCUCCUCAUCCUCCUCGCCACGCCGCUGCACCAGAAGGCCACCAUCAGCUGCUGGCCCACUCUGGACUUUUGUUACAGCGCUCUAAUCGCUGCCUUGUUGUUCAUCUCCUCCAUCGUCUUUGCCGCCAACAACAGCGGCACAAGUCUGGAAAUAAGCGCUGUGAUGUUUGGUUUCCUGGCCAUGUUUGCGUUUCUCGCUGACGUUGGCCUAUUUUGGAAGACCAAAGGGUUUCCUUUCACGAACAACCCGAAGGCGCCGCCCAGUAAUGGCGGCACCGGGGCGGUGGAGCCUGCGGCAGAGAAAGAGAAACUGACCAACGAGGCCAACAACGCCGAAUAGAUCUGAGGCCACCGGUUGCUUUACGCACUAUUCUUCUAACGUGACACCGGAUGACGGGGCUGCAGAGUCGACAUCCUUUUAAAGUCUUUUUAAAUAAUGCGUUUAGUCAAUGUUUCCCAGUGCUGAGGGCUCUGAAGUGAUCAGUCAGCCAAUAAUCAAUCAAUCCCAGUGCAGAGCAUCCAGCUUUGAGUUUGUGACGUAAAAAUACAGAAACAGGCUCCUGUUUUUUUGUAGAGGUAAAAUUUCCACAGAGACACUAAAACCGUCAAACCACUGAAUGUUCUGCUGUAACGUUUGUUUUUUAACAUUUGAAUCGAUGCAGUGACUCAGAAACGCGUGGAGUCGAAGCUUUGCUUUAUCGUCAGUGUCAUAAAACUAAUGAACCCAUUCUGUCUGCUUUGACAAACAGAAGUCAGUCGUAACACUCAUGUGAUGGAUUCUUUUAACGGUUAAACUGGGUCUUUGUUGACGUCGGGACCCUUCGUGUGGUCCCAAGAUAAACCUGAGGAGUCACAAAUUACGAGGAAGGCGUCCCACAAAAUUCAGUUUGUUAAAUAUUUAUCGCACAUCUUUGCCUCCUCACGUUGCACAAAAAUUGAAAAACACAUUUUAUUUUCCUGCUGUGACCCUAAAAGCCUCCUGACAGCUCAGAUUUAUAUCCUGAUACACUG
This is a messenger RNA of Stegastes partitus (bicolor damselfish), 1345 nucleotides long. RefSeq names its product CKLF-like MARVEL transmembrane domain containing 6 (gene cmtm6). Gene Ontology annotation, cellular component: membrane. Lineage: Eukaryota; Metazoa; Chordata; Actinopteri; Pomacentridae. The record is from RefSeq and is a predicted model, not a curated record. The coding region runs from base 105 to 674 and encodes 189 amino acids. The transcript has 5 exons.